GGAUGCGGCCACAUCGGAUGGUAUCCAUCAUUGCGAUCUCGCACAUGAUUGAUUGCAAUGCAACUAUCAUCAUACAUAUUACUUUUAUAUAUAUAUAUAAUAGCUCUAUUGAGUACCCUAGUAUGGAAUAAGCAAUUCCAUACCAGAGUCAGUCGGCGCACCCGAUCCGCGUCGCUCCGAUCGCCGGUUUAUCGGUUCGGUUCGCGACAUCCCCCACCACCUCCACCCCUGUCCCCACGCCCAACAUCCCAGCUCCCCUCAUCAAAAAAAAAAAACCGCCCAGCUUCCCCCCUGCCGCCGCGGACGCGCGAGACGACGAGGCGCCCGCAGCCUCCCCGCCCCCUCCACCCCCGCCGGCAGCGGUGGCCCCACCGCCGGUGCACCUGAUUCAUGGGAGGAAGGAGCAGCAGGAGCCGGAUCCACGCCCAACCGCCCAGCUCCCGUCCUCAUCACCCUGCCGGUCGCAGCUCCUCCAUCGCCGCCCGCCGCCGCCGCGGACGCGCGGGACGACGCUACAACUGCAGCCUCCCCGCCUCCUCCUCCUCCCCCGCCGGCAGCGGCGGCCCCCACCGCCGGCGGUGGGCACGGCGGCGUGGGGACGGGGUCGACGCCACUCCCCUCCUCCGACGGUGCUCCCUCAUCCCGACCCCGUUCCACGAGCCCGUUCCGAGAUCGAGGCGAGCUGCGAGCAGCAGCCAUGAGCAAGGUGUUCGAGGGCUGCGAGAGGCAAUACUGCGUGGCCGCGGCCUCCCUCUCCCGCAAGUGCACCGCUGCCUCUGCCCUCGAUGGAGGUUGAAUCUCCGCAGAGAAGGAAGCAAAAGCUGUUCGAGAUCCAGUCCGGCGUGGAGGAAGCUGAAUCGCUGCAAGUUGGAUACUAGGACUGCUUGUCGGAGAUUGCACGUGCUGGCGGUGUUGCUCGCUUGCUGGAGAUCACCCGUUAUGAAGCCUGGAGUUGCUUGCUUGCUGGAGAUCGCGUGCACAAGAGGAGCUGCUUGAUGGAGAGCGACAGACCACCUGUGGCAUGGCCGGCCAGCCGCAAGCAGUGAUCGAUGUAUAAAACUCUUGUUAGAGUAAUGGUUCAUGUCUCUCUGAGACAUCCAUUUGCAUGCCUGUGAUGUUAUUCUUUCUAAGCCUUGUGGUGUGAUGAUGUGUUCCAAAGAAAUCAUGCUUGUGCCAAGGCUCAAGAGAAUUAUUUUUUUCCGCUUAUAAUAUGACGGCAUCUGUUUACGGCUA
Messenger RNA from Panicum virgatum (switchgrass), 1233 nucleotides. RefSeq lists its product as uncharacterized. The record is from RefSeq and is a predicted model, not a curated record. The coding region runs from base 391 to 996 and encodes 201 amino acids. The transcript is spliced from 4 exons. NCBI's taxonomy places the organism in Eukaryota, Viridiplantae, Streptophyta, Magnoliopsida, Poales, Poaceae.